AUGGGCCCCUGCAGCGCGUGCGCCAGCCUCACAGUCGAGGAGAUCCGGGACCGAAUGGCCUUCUACCACCCGAACCUGCGGUCCCUGCGGGACUCCGCCGCCGCGGGCUGCGCCAUGUGCCAUCUGUGCUGGACGUCGCUGCAGCAGAGCAACGUCGCCUCCGACGUCGAAGCCGUGCUGGCCGGCAAAUGUCCAGGAUCAGCAGACGGGCAGCCGCUACGCGACGAGCGGGUCUGGCUCACGGGGUCGUUCCAGGACAACUUCCGCCUCCACGCGGCCGCGGAACGGGAUAAGGCGGAGCAGAAGGCGGGAAAGCCGGCGUCGCCCAGCAUCCCGAGCUUUACCAGCCCGGACCGAGGCAGCGAGGUGUACAUCUCUUGCGGGAACCGGGAGGACCCAGAGACGACCGUUUCGGAGCCGUUCCUCUCGGGCACGCCAGCCGCGCACCGCUUCAUCGAGCGGUACAUAUCCGCGGACCGGAAUCCGCGCGGGCACGUCGAGUUCGCGCGCGCCAUGGUCUCGGUCUGCAAGAAGCGGCACCCGGAGUGCGGCGACGCGAGCGAGGACGCGAGCCCGGAGAUGCCGACGCGCGUGGUCGACCUCGGCGCCGGUCCGGGCUCGACGACGACGACGCGGCUCGUGAACGCGCGCGACCGCGGGCUCCGGGAGCCGUACGUGGCGCUCUCGUACUGCUGGGGGCCGGGCGUGCAUCACACGAUAGAAUUGAGGGACGCGAACUACAGCAAGCUCCUAGAAUCCAUCGACGAGACGGAGCUGACGGCCGCGCAUCGGGAAUGCAUGACCAUCGCCCGCGAGUUUGGCAUUCGGUACGUCUGGAUCGACGGCCUGUGCAUCAUCCAGGGGAACGGGGCGGAUUGGGAAUACGAAUCCAAGAGGAUGGAUGCCGUGUACGGCAACGCGACGCUCACCGUUGUUGCCGCGCGGUCGCCGGAUAGCCGGCAAGGCUUCAUAACUAAUCAAGUGAGCCAUGCCGCGCCCCCCGCAGCCAUACCGCUAGGACGCAAGGACGCGGAUGGCAAAGAUAUGGGGAAUCUUUUCUUGUGUCUGCCACGCAAGGGUGGUUUUAGCGGGCCACUUAACGGACGGGGAUGGUGUUUCCAAGAAGCGGUGCUAAGUAGACGAAAGCUCAUCUUCGAGGUUGACAGGCUCGCCUUCUCGUGCCAGCGACUAGAGCGUUGGGAGGACGGCAAGGCCAGCCAGUCGGAAAAGCUGCGCGCGCAAUUAUUCCAGGGGUUUAAACUCGCCGAUUCUACCAACUCUUACGUCGUGGACAAGGAGGAGCGGGAACGGAUGCGAUCUGAGAUCCUAGACCUAUGGUACAAGCCAAUAUUGUGGGAUUUCUCGCGACGACUGUUGACAAAUCCCUACGACAUCUUCGCAGCGAUGAGCGGCAUCGCAAAGCUGGCGCAGAUGUCGAUCAGAUCGCGCUACUUGGCUGGCAUAUGGGAAGUCGAUAUGGUCCGCGGCCUUCUUUGGCAUACUUGGUUCUCUUUUGGCACAAGACCAAAAAGAGACUUCGGAACAUUAAUUUCGCCUCUAGCCACUAUCGAGCCGAGAAGGCCUACUGACAGGGAAGGGAAGCCGGUGAUUAGAGCGCCUUCAUGGUCAUGGGCUUCACUCCAAGGUCAAGUCCAUGAACGCUCGACACCACGCGACGAGUACAUUCUCAAGGAUCCGUCAAACUACCUCAUCCGGCCCAAGCCCAGACCUAAACAGCACUCGAUUGACAAGCACGACGAUGAAUCGGAAACACCGAGUUGGACGGCGUUAGAUAACCCUAAUUGCGGUCCGGACGUCCUCCACAUGCCAUACUGCGAACUCCGUUUCCUCGGACGGCCGAAGCAGGUCCGUUGUUCAAAAUGGACCGACAUCGCCAGCUUCCCUUCUAAGUGGGAAGUCCCAAAACACCGAAAGCGUUCUCUAGCAGAGCAAGGAUACAUAGUACUCCUAGAACCGGCGAAGUCCGAGUACAGCCAGCUAAGCGAGCUCGGCCUCCUCCCAAUCCAGGACACUCCGUGUGUUGUUUCUCUCGCUACUGAUGGCGAGAGCACUGCUAUUUCCCCGGCUCUAGUGUUUGCCGAAGCUUUUUUCGAUGUUUUAGCAGAUCGCGCUGGUGUUACUGAAUGCUGGUUCCUACCCCUGAUCAAAGAAAAGUGGAAAGGCUUGCUGUUGCGUAAGGAUCCAGCAGACGGCAAAUUUCGCCGUCUCGGCAUGGUUUCUGUAUCUAAGAAAGAGCUCCUACCGUGGGUAGUCUCCGGUCCUGAAGAAGAAAUUCGUCUGGUCUGAAAUAGUGUACAUAUCAUUCUUCCCGAUUCCAGACUAUGUAAAUCUUUAAAUAUAUAUGUAUAUUAUCAUGUAAAUGAUGGUAUAUAAGUCCAAUCUCUGCAAGCUUUAAGGAGACUCAAAUGAAUGUACCUAUCAAGCCACCCCCUUUUCUCGAUGCUUAGUCAGCCAAGUCGUAUUAUACGGAAUUCGACCAAAACUCUAUGAUGUUCACAGCACCAUAAAUAAAACAUCAAAAUUCAAUUCAAUAGGACUUAGCUUGGUUCAAUUCUGUACCUAAAGCGCCUGCGAAAUCUCAACUCUUAGAGAAAGCAAGAGUGGCGCAUCAUCAUU
Annulohypoxylon truncatum is the source of this 2637-nucleotide messenger RNA. Its product is annotated as HET-domain-containing protein. The record is from RefSeq and is a predicted model, not a curated record. NCBI's taxonomy places the organism in Eukaryota, Fungi, Ascomycota, Sordariomycetes, Xylariales, Hypoxylaceae. The coding region runs from base 1 to 2307 and encodes 768 amino acids. The transcript is spliced from 3 exons.